Messenger RNA from Ornithodoros turicata, 10948 nucleotides. It is a transcript of the gene Nf1, whose product is annotated as neurofibromin-like. The record is from RefSeq and is a predicted model, not a curated record. Gene Ontology annotation, biological process: regulation of GTPase activity. The transcript is spliced from 58 exons. NCBI's taxonomy places the organism in Eukaryota, Metazoa, Arthropoda, Arachnida, Ixodida, Argasidae. Bases 34 to 8496 code for a protein of 2820 amino acids.
AUGGCGACUGAAAAUGUUGAGUGAUUGCAGUUGAUGUUUUUAGAAACCCACCUUACGAUGGCUACGAAGCCUGUAGAAUGGGUUUCAUCACUAAUAACACGAUUCGAAGAACAACUACCGUGCCGGAGUGGACCGCAGACGACUCAUUCCCGGAUCAACGUGGAGCAGAACAAGGAAUGUCUCAUCAACAUCAGCAAGUUCAAGUUCUCUAUGGUCAUUUCGGGGCUUACGAAGAUCUUGCACUCUGUCAAUGAAGUCUUCAUGUUCCAAAGAGGCCACGGUCCAAUUCAACCAGAGUUUGAGAAGAACUUCUACGAAUCUCAGCUGAUAGUGCUUGACACGCUUGAAAAGUGUCUAAACAGGACUGAGAGUCCAAUAUGCAAGCAACCAAAAGAAACAACUCGUUAUGAUGAGACAAUGAACGUGAAAGCGCUUCUCAGAGAACUCUGUCAGUUCAUCGACAUGCCAGAUAGUCCUAUGGUAAUUCCGCUGAAAAAUUUGGCUUCCAAAGUGCUAUUUGCCCUGAGCCUCAACAACUUCAAUGCUGUGUUCAACCGAAUUUCUGGGAGACUUCACGAGUUAUCCAAUGCCAGUGAUGAAACCACCGACUUUAGUGAUAUUGAACUAAUUCAACACAUUAAUGUUGAUGUUACGAGGUUAAUCAAGCUGCUAAACGAAAUAAACACAAAGUUUCGUUCGUUACGGAAAAAUGCGCACCUCUGCCUCAUGAAUAGCCUGGAGAAAGCCAUAUGGAACUGGAUGGAUACAUACCCUCAUGAGUUUACGGAUUUGCAGAAGAAACCAAAUGACGAAUUAGCAGAUGCGUGCGACAGAAUGUUUGACCUACUAGAUAGUUUUGCGGAAAACAACAAGAGGCGAGCUCAGGCCUGGCCACUUCAGAUCAUGCUGCUUGUACUCUGUCCUAUCAUACUGGAAGAAAUCGUAAAUGCUGAUGCAGGAGCGCCCUGCUCUCCCAGACAUCUAAAGAAAAGACAGUUUAUAGACAGCGUGAAGAAGGCACUGGUGCCCCACAGCUCAAGCAAGCAGCUCACAGAAGCGGCUGCUGUAACGUGUGUUAAACUCUGCAAGGCUUCCACUUACGUAAACAUCCUCGACAGUGGCAACGUCGUCUUUGCGCUUGUCCAGGCCGUCAUCAAUGAUCUCAAGCUGCUGCUGUUCAACCCUGCAAAGCCGUUUGCCCGUAGUCAAGCCACAGUGUCCCAGGACGUGGAGCUGAUGACGGACUGUUUUGUGUCGUGCUUUCGCAUCAACCCGCACAACAAUGAAGCCCUCAAAGUGUGCCUUGGAGCGGGAGCACAGACUUCGGCACUUUACCACCACGUUCUCCUGGGGUCGCUGCUGCGCGUUGUCACGCAGCCUAGACUGGCCUGGUGGCCACAGGUCGACCUACUAUACAACAAAGCACCCGAGCUACGACAUAUGUUCACCGACACGCUUAAUAAAGUCACGCAAGGGUUCAUCUCUCACGGUCCUGUCAAAAUGAUACCUAGUCUAACGCUCAAAGAGAAAGUGAGCACGCUCAAGUUCAAAGAGAAAGCGGAGGAGCAACUUAGUUACAAGAAUCUACUUCUCCUCAUGGUUCGACUCAUCCAUGCGGAUCCCAUGCUUAUGCUGAAUAACCAAGGCAAGGCUGGCCAUGAAGUCCAGAGCAGCACUUUGGAGCUGAUCAAUGGCCUGGUGUCUCUUGUCCACCAACCAACCAUGCAAGAUGUUGCCCAGGAAGCCAUGGAGUCGCUCUUGGUGCUCCAUUCCCCAGAUAAUAUAGAGCUGUGGAACCCCGAAGCCCCCAUAAACACAUUUUGGGAUGUCAGCUCCCAGGCCCUGUUCUCCAUCUCGCAGAAACUCAUCCAGCAUCAGAUCCUCAACUAUACGGAUGUCCUCAGGUGGCUGAGAGAAGUGCUAAGGAGGCGCAAUGCGUUCUUGCUGCGCCAUCGGGAGUAUGCCAACUUGGGCAGCCAUAUUGCCAUCUGCAAACAGGCACACAUCAAGCUGGAAGUGGUGUUUUUUAUGUACCUGUGGAGCAUAGAUAUUGAUGCGGUGCUGGUGGCAAUGUCGUGCUUCGCCCUCUUAUGCGAGGAGGCGGAUAUUCGUUGCGGACAGGAUGACCUCUCCGUCACCUACCUGCUGCCAAACUACUCUGUCUAUCAGGAACUAGCCACGGCCAGUACCAUUCUCACCACAGGAAGGGCAGCACUUCAAAAGAGAAUUAUGGCAUUGCUGAGGAAGAUAGAACACUGCACCCAAGGUUGUUCUCAGGCCUGGGAAGACACUUUUAUGAACUGGGAUGUGGUCACAAAGCUCUUAGUCAGCUACCCAAAGUCGAAAUUGGAGGAAGGUCAAAUCUGUGAAUCCCUGCAUCGGACUAUUGGCAAGCGACGAGCUUCGCACCAGAGUACAGACCAUGAGUUGGAGGUACCACACUGUUCUCAAAAGAACAUGGGGGUCAACCCGCAAGACCAGUUAAACGAAUGGGCCAACAUGACAGGCUUUCUCUGUGCUCUCGGUGGCGUCUGCCUGCAGAAGAAAUCUCCAUCGCGGCCCAGGUCAUCCUUAUACAUGUACAACGUUCCCUACUCUGCGUUAUCCCUGGAUUCUCGGAAAGGUGGGAUGUUGACUCCGGGGCAGGACAUUCAGUUCUGUCCGGUAACACAGUUCGUGGGUCAACUAUUGCGAUUGCUGGUGUGCCACAACGAAAAGUUUGGUACCCAAAUCCAGAAGCACGUGAAAGACUUGGUUGCCCACGAAAUGAGUCCCACUCUCUACCCCAUUCUCUUUGAUCAGAUCAAGGCAAUUGUAGAAAAAUUUUUUGACCCACAGGGACAAGUGACUGUGAUUGACACAAAUACUCAGUUUGUGGAACACAUCAUCUUUAUCAUGAAGAGUGUACUGGAGAACAAAGUGGAUCACACUACAGAACAUCUUGGAGUUACAAGCAUUGAAGCCAUGAUGCUUGCCAUUGUCAGGUAUGUGCGCCACCUAGAUACAACGGUGCACGCCCUGCACAUCAAGACGAAGCUGUGCCAGUUGGUGGAGGCCAUGAUGGCUCGUCGCGAUGACCUCGCAUUCCGGCAAGAAAUGAAGUUCCGCAAUAAGAUGGUGGAGUACCUCACCGACUGGGUGAUGGGCAACAGCCACCAGAUGGCACCACCGGGAUCCGGGGACGUCACAGCCAUAACGCGCGACCUCGACCAAGCCUGCAUGCAGGCAGUGGCUGCGCUGCUGCUUGGUCUGCCACUGCAGCCUGAGGAGAGCGACAGGGGAGACUUGAUGGAAGCCAAAUCCCAGCUCUUCCUCAAGUACUUCUCACUGUUCAUGAACCUGCUAAAUGAGUGCAGCGAGACUCCAGAAGACAAGGAUGUUGGCAGACAUCGACUGCAGUCUUCCAAGCUUGGUGAACUCCGCACCUGCACCAUCCAGGCCAUGUCUAACCUACUCAGCGCCAAUAUUGAUUCUGGGCUCAUGCAUUCCAUCGGUUUGGGAUAUCACAAAGACCUGCAGACGCGGGCAGCCUUCAUGGAAGUGCUCACCAAGAUCCUGCAGCAAGGUACCGAGUUCGACAUGCUGGCCGAGACCGUCCUGGCCGACAGGUACGAGCAGCUCGUCCAGUUGGUCACCAUGAUCGGAGACAAGGGGGAGCUCCCGAUCGCCAUGGCGUUGGCCAGCGUCGUCGUCACUCCGCAGAUGGAUGAGUUGGCGAGGGUGUUUGUGACCUUGUUUGACGCCAAGCAUCUGCUCUCCCCUCUCCUGUGGAACAUGUUCUACAAAGAGGUGGAGCUGUCCGAUUGCAUGCAGACCCUGUUUCGGGGCAACAGCCUGGGCAGCAAAAUCAUGGCCUUCUGCUUCAAGAUUUAUGGGGCCAGCUACCUACACAGCCUGCUUGAGCCCCUCGUGCACCCCUUGCUGGCUGAGGGGGCGCCCCAGGUGGGAUACGAAGUGGAUCCUGCCAGGCUGGAUGAAGGGGAAGACGUGGAAGAGAAUCGGCGGAACCUGCUGCAGCUCACUCAACGCGUCUUCAAUGCCGUCAUCUCCUCUGCGGAAAGGUUCCCACCCCAGCUGCGCAGCAUGUGCCACUGCCUAUACCAAGUGCUGAACAAGCGUUUCCCCAACUUCCCUCACAACAUCAGUGCUGUCGGCACUGUCAUCUUCCUACGUUUCAUCAAUCCAGCCAUUGUGUCACCGUACGAAAUGGGCAUCGUGGACAGACAACCAUCGUCGCGCACAAAGAGGGGCCUCAUGCUUAUGUCUAAGAUCCUGCAAAACAUUGCCAACCACGUGGAAUUCAGCAAGGAGCAGCACAUGUUGCCCUUCAACGAUUUCCUCAGGGCAAACUUUGAAGCCGGACGGAGGUUAGUGACGCAGAUCACCUCGGACUGUGAGUCCAUGGACCAGGCGAGCCACAGCAUGUCGUUCAUCAGCGAUGCAAACGUCCAUGCUUUACACCGGCUGCUGUGGAACCAUCAGGAAAAGAUUGGGGACUACCUCUCCAGCUCGCGUGACCACAAGGCAGUGGGGAGACGACCGUUUGACAAGAUGGCCACCCUUCUUGCCUACUUGGGGCCCCCAGAACAUAAGCCCAUGGACUCUCAGUGGAGCAGCAUGGACAUGACGAGCACCAAAUUUGAAGAGAUCAUGUCGAAGCACAACAUGCACGAGAAGGACGAGUUUAAGUCUAUCAAGUCUCUCAACAUUUUUUAUCAAGCCGGAACGUCGAAAGCCGGAAACCCCGUGUUCUAUUACAUUGCUCGCCGAUACAAAAUUGGUGAAACGAACGGUGACCUCCUUAUUUACCACGUCAUCCUGACACUGAAGCCUUUUUGCCACAAGCCCUUUGAGCUCAUCGUGGACUUCACUCACACAUGUGCCGACAACAGAUUCAGGACGGAGUUCCUGCAGAAGUGGUUUGUGGUGCUACCGGAGGUCGCGUACGAGAAAAUUCAGGCAGCUUACAUUUACAAUUGUAACUCCUGGGUAAGGGAGUACACAAAGUACCAUGACCGCAUCCUGGCUCCUCUUAAGGGCAACAGGAAGCUUGUAUUUAUCGACACUCCUCAGCGGCUCAACGACUACAUCGACGUGGAUCAGCAGCGGCUACCCGGAGCUACGCUAGCUCUGGAUGAAGACCUGAAGGUUUUCAACAAUGCCCUCAAGCUGUCCCACAAGGACACCAAGGUCGCCAUAAAGGUGGGGCCGACAGCAAUCCAGGUGACGUCUGCAGAAAAGACCAAAGUGCUCAGUCACUCAGUCUUGCUGAAUGACGUCUAUUAUGCGUCGGAGAUCGAAGAGGUGUGCCUAGUGGACGACAACCAGUUCACGCUGACCAUAGCGAAUGAGAGCGGGCCGCUCUCCUUCAUUCACAAUGACUGCGAUUCCAUUGUGCAGGCCAUUAUACACAUCCGUACCCGCUGGGAGCUCUCUCAACCUGACUCAGUGACGGUGCACACGAAAAUACGUCCCAAGGACGUCCCUGGGACAUUGCUGAACAUGGCGCUUUUGAACUUGGGCAGCUCUGACCCCAACUUGCGCACUGCAGCGUACAACCUGCUCUGCGCUCUCACUGCCACGUUUGACCUCAAGAUUGAGGGACAGCUGCUUGAAACUGCUGGGCUCUGCAUUCCGUCCAACAAUACCAUCUUUAUCAAGCAGAUCAGUGAUAAGCUGGCUACUAAUGCAUCCCACUUGACAUUGGAAUUCCUGGAAGAGUGCAUACAGGGUUUUCGAGCGUCUUCCAUUGAGCUCAAGCAUCUCUGCCUGGAAUACAUGACACCCUGGCUGCCGAACCUUACCAGGUUCUGCAAGCACUCUGAUGAUAGCAAGCGCCAGAGGGUAGCCACCAUUUUAGAUAAGCUCAUCACCCUCACCAUAGAGGAAGUCGAGAUGUACCCUUCCAUUCAAGCUAAAAUCUGGGGGAAAAUUGGCCAAGUGUCUGACCUCUUAGAUAUGGUUCUGGACAGCUUUAUCAAGAGAAGUGUAACAGGUGGAUUGGGCUCAGCCCAGGCAGAAAUCAUGGCUGACACAGCCGUGGCACUGGCGUCAUCUAACGUGCAGCUUGUUGCUAUGAAGGUCAUAAGCCGGUUGUGCAGGGUGAUAGAGAAGACUUGUACCUCACCUACCCCAACGUUGGAACAGCAUCUCAUGUGGGACGACAUUGCCAUCCUUGCUCGUUACCUGCUCAUGCUCUCCUUCAACAACUCUCUAGAUGUGGCGAGCCACUUACCUUACCUGUUUCACAUCGUGACCCUGCUGGUGCACACGGGUCCCAUGUCGCUUCGAGCGUCCAUUCACGGGCUAGUCAUCAACAUCAUCCAUUCUCUCUGCACCUGCACCAAGCCAUCAUUCAAUGACACUCAGAGGGUGCUGAGACUGAGUUUGGAUGAGUUCUCCCUCGCUAAAUUUUACCUGUUGUUUGGAAUCAGCAAAGUGAAGUCAACAGCCGUGACAGCAUUUCGUUCCAAUUGCCGUCACGGCCUCCUGGAUCGAUCGUUCGCAUGCGCUACCUCGGACCAGGAUCGGAUGCCUCUCUCUUCACUGGAGAUUAUUACAGAUGCUCUUCUUGAGAUCAUGGAGGCCUGCAUGAAGAACAUUCCGAAUUGCGACUGGCUCUCGCAGUGGACAGCAUUGGCCAAGAGCUUUGCAUUCCGUUACAACCCAGCUUUGCAGCCUCGUGCUCUUAUAGUGUUUGGAUGCAUCAGUAAGACAGUAACAGAUCAGGAAGUGAAGCAGCUUCUGCGGAUCCUCGUCAAGGCUCUGGAAUCUUUCCAAGACCUUCAGCUCAUAGAUGCCAUCAUCAUGUGCCUCACCCGACUGCAGCCGCUCCUCAGGCCCGAAUCUCCCAUACACCGGGCACUGUUCUGGGUUGCAAUUUCCGUGCUCCAGCUCGACGAAAUGUCACUCUACGCAUCUGGCCUUGCACUGCUGGAGCAAAAUUUACAUACGCUCGACUCUCAAGGGAUGUUUGAAACUCCGAGUUUGAAGCACAUCAUGAUGAGCACGCGUGAACCCUUGGAGUGGCAUUUCAAGCAACUCGACCAUUCCGUUGGGCUUAGCUUCAACUCCAGCUUUCAUUUUGCUCUUGUAGGGCACUUAAUUAAAGGUUUCCGGCAUCCCACGGCAACCACAGUGUCCCGAACGGCUCGUGUCCUCAGCAUGCUCCUGGGGAUCGUGGCCAGACCUCACAAAAGGGACAAAUUCGAAGUGACGCCGGACAGUGUUGCCUACCUCGCAGCACUUGUGUCCGUCUCCGAAGAAGUGCGGAGCCGCUGUCACCUGAAGCACAGGGUGGCAACGCGAGUGUCGUGCGAGUCUCCCUCGUCCUGCGAGGCCCUCGUUCCCCGCACAUCCCCCUGCGGCUCUGGGGGAAGUGUGGGGAGCACGCAGCCCCAACAGCCCAGCCCUGUGCCCUCUCCUUCAGCCCCUCACGGGGGAAGUAACCAACUUCACGCGCCCCCUGGGGGACGAAGGCAGAAGUCCUGGGACGUGUUGGACCAGUACGCACUGGCACAGGCUAGGCUCAGCAAGCAGGGACAAGCACAGCAGGGAAAGGACCCAAAAUUCUGGCGGAGUCUUGACACUGGUGAAGUGAGCUCUUCUAUGGGAGGCAGCCAGGGGGCAGCAGUGGGUCGUCCCUUGUUUCGCACACAGCGAAGCAGCUCAAUGCCAACCCCACGCUCUCAGAAGCCUCCAGGAGUAGGUUCCAGCCCAGGUACUGGGACAGGGUCCGAGGACGAAGAGCUGACCCUCACUCACCGAUCGUCACGGGUCUCGGUUUCAAACGAAGAUAACGUACUGCUCGAUCCUGAAGUUUUAACAGACUUCCCAACGCAGGCACUUGUGCUCACUGUUCUAGCAACCUUGGUCCGUUUUGCAACAGACGAAAAUGAAACCCGCAUCUUGUACGAAUAUCUUGCUGAGGCAUCCGUAGUCUUUCCCAAAGUUUUUCCCGUUAUUCACAGUCUACUGGACGCCAAAAUAACGACAGUGCUGCAGCAGAAUCACGACCACAUCAUUCUGAGUGCCGUGCAGUGCAUAAUCCAGAACAUGAUUGCUUGUGAAGACAGCAGUCAACAACAGCUACACUAUCUGCAAACUUGUGGAUUUGGUGGCCUCUGGAGGUUUGCAGGGCCUUUCUCAAAAUGCCAGACUAACCUCGACAACGCCGAAUUGUUCGUCAACUGCUUGGAAGCCAUGGUCGAGACUUGCCUCCCAGCAGAUGAAGGCGAGCUCAGCCAGUACCCCAGCUCGCUCUCCGUUGCCUCAGCCAUGAACCUCUCCUCCUCCAUGUCCAGCCUAACCCUCGGCUCCCCGACAGACAAAGAGAGCGGAGUGGGCGGGGGCACCUGCUCUGACGGAGGGGGCGGAACCCCCGCAGGGGGCGACCGGCAGCGGUCCUCGUCGCAGCUCUCCAAGCAGCGCAGCUUCAAGUGCAAGGGAGCCACCGCCGCCGUUGGGACACCAAAGAAUGGCCGUACUUCGCACUGACCUCGCACGCGGUGGAUCGAGUUGACAAUUUUAGGAGACUGGAAUCAAAAGGAAUACGAUAGGAUGAGUGGGGCAGAACAAGGGGGAAGGUAAGGGGUACUGAAGUGAAAUAGGGAGGAAGAAUGCUUGAACGUUUUUUUUUGUUUUUUUUCACAUCAAGUUGCUUCAUUGACGUGUCAUUUGUAGCGCCAAAAUUUGUUUCUUGGUAUCCGUACUUCACUCCUGCCUGAAAAAGUGAGGGAUACUGGUGUGAAAGCACGUUGGAGACGUUUUACACAUAGUAGAAGUCCCGUAUUUUAUUAUACCAAUUAUACCAAAUCACAGAAUGGCAUGAUAACGAUACUUUUGAAAGGACUGCUCUGGUACUCUUCAGAAAUGUGCACUUGUUAAACAUUGUUGCGAAGGUAUCAGAUCGAUAAUGAACAAAAAAACGAAGGAGUUGCCUCGCGCAUCAUUAUAGAACCAUGAAAUGGAGAGAUGUUGGAAAGCAAAUGGUUAAGCUGCUGCUGAAAGUCUUUGCUGGUACUGCCUUUGAAAGUGGAUCUAUUUAAAGUAAUGAAUAAGGAAUGUACUUCUAAGCCGUUCAACACACAUGCUGCUUUGCAAUGAGAAUAACUGUGAUAUGCAAUUGAAGCAGUGCGAACCAAAAGCUGCAGGCUGCCACAGUAAAAAAAGCUUUGGCACGUAGUGUACAAAUCCCCAAUCUCUGGAAUGUCAUGUGACAGGGCAUUUUUCUCUAACCUCUCCACAGGGAGAAACAUGGCGACUUAAACCAUCUAAAAGCAACACAUGACUGAUUGUUACAACUGAUUAUUUACUGUUCAACCAGGUAGGACGUGUCUGUCGUCUGCCACACCUGGCAAUUGAGGUUCAUAUGGCUGUUGGAGCAUUUCCUGCUUUCAAAUUACCAAUACAGCUUUGUUUAUUUAUUUCCACAUGACACAUGCACGUCAAUGCACACGUGCCAAUACGACUGCCAUCUUACAGUCGCAAAAUAUCCCUUGAACGGCAACUAGAAGUGGGCAAAAACAGUAAAGCAGUAACAAUAGCAGGAAUUACGAAAAGAUGUAAUCUGGUUUCAAAGAUAACCUUCUAAAGUUGUAAGUUGACUGUUAUUACGGUUGUGGUCCAUUCUGAUGUGCUUGCCAAACACACAUUUACCACCUAUCUCCAGGAAUUUUAAGUAUUUCAGACAAGGGUGCCUGCACGGCAAGUCUCAUAAUCCUUGUAUGUGGCAAGCUUGAGUUAUUUUUUUAUGAGGCAAAACAUGGUUUCUGAGGAGUUGAACCAGGUACGAAAUAUUGAACUAUUGUGCAGUUUUUUUUUUAUAGCGAGAAUGACUAUAGCUUUUUGUAUCACCACGGGGAAGUGUUGUCUCGAUGCUGUGUGAAAAAGCUAAUACAUAAUGCACUUGGAAGAAGGGAAGUGAAGUGUUGUGGAGUCCCCUAAAUUGCUGUGAUCUCCAGCCGUUAAGACUAGGUUUCCGGUUCUAGAACUGACGCUGUCCAGCAGGUACUACUGUUCUACAAUGCCAUCUACGAGCAUGCUAGAUAUUCGCAUCAUUCGUGUCAAACUUAAAUUCCACAGCACGUGGGACAGUUGCAAAAACUGUUUUAUCUUGUUUUCGACACCUAGUGUACACCUGCUGCGACGUUACCGAUACCUGCGGACGUUACGCUUCGCUUCCUUCUUCCUGGCUUGCUUGGUAUUUCAAAGCGUCGAGCCAUGGGUCAUACGCAGGGUCAGGGGUGGGCUCCUUGCAACUCGAAGCACGUGAAAUGCGCUGUUUGAAAUAGUAGCAAUGGGUGAUCUUUUGAUGUACUGUACAUACACCACUGGGAGCAAGCUGGGAGUGAAGGGUUUUGUACAGAAGGACAAAGGCAUUACAAAAACCGAGCAAAGAGAGAGAGAGAGAGCUCUGUGCUGAGCUACUGCGUUGUGAAUUUAUGUACAUAGAGUCAGCAUCACGAGAAAUCUCGGUCCACCUCACAGGGCCAAAUGUAUAUUUUGUUACGUGGUUUCUAAGGGAGACGCAAGCUGCCAAAAACAAUUUGUUACGUGCGUAGAACCGUAGGGGGGGGGGGGGGAGGAAAACGUUCCUUGUUGCCCGACUUCGUUCGAGCUCGUCCAACAGGGUUCAGGACGACGCGCCGUUCCGCUGUUCACCGCCGUCUCUAUGUGCUUGCUAUAAACUGUGUUCACUAUAUUGUGUAUAGUAUUGUGAGAGUUGUUAUUGAAAGUGAAAGAGCUGAUUAGAUAUAUUGUAUAACUUAUUUUUACAGGCUCUGGUUUGCCGUACGCAUGUGUAUAGGAGACAACGCUCUUAUUUAAACGACUCAUUUUUGCUCCGUUUGCCGACAUCAACCUUGCUUGCUUUCGUAAAGGUAGCCAGGCUGUUGUAACAUGUACAAAAUGUGACACAUAAAACCCUUUUAGUUUUUGAAAAAACAAA